Messenger RNA from Knipowitschia caucasica, 1173 nucleotides. NCBI's taxonomy places the organism in Eukaryota, Metazoa, Chordata, Actinopteri, Gobiiformes, Gobiidae. The record is from the annotation of a GenBank genome assembly.
AUGCCGAGAGCCUUCAGGAGAUUUGUCCAUCUGGUGCUCUUCUGUCCCUUAUCCAAAGGAGUUCAGAGUCGCCUUCCUGCCAUUAAGGUGAAGUACCUGCUGCUGGCCUGGCUGGGUGUUCUCGUCACCAGCUGGGUCCUCUACAUGCAGUAUGCGUCUUACUCCGAACUCUGUCGGGGCCAUGUCUGCCAAAUGAUUAUAUGUGGUCAUUAUAAAAGAGGAAUCAUAUCAGGCUCAUCUUGCAAGGCGUUAUGCGAUCAAAAAUCACUGACCAUGCAGCGGUGUAUGACCACAACAUCAACACAUCAGAUUUACAGUGGACUGUGGAAGGAAAGACCCGUAAUAAUCAAGUGUGGUCUUGAAGAUCCGGGUAACGCAGAUGGAAUCCUUGAGUCUGGUAUGAGGCAAGAGUUGAAUUUAUUUGACAAACCAACUCGAGGGACGUCAAUGGAUGAGUUUAAAGAUAUGCUUCACGCUUUUCUCAAGACCAACCUGGGUGAACAGCCAUCUUUAAACACCUUAGUGGAGCGGGUUAUUGCACUGGCAGAUAAUAACCGAGAUGGUAAAGUGUCUCUGGCGGAGGCUAAAUCCAUUUGGGCUCUUCUUCAAAUCAAUGAGUUCCUCUUGAUGGUGGCGCUGCAGGAGAAGGAGCACACUCCCAAGCUGCUGGGCUUCUGCGGUGACCUAUAUGUGACUGAAAUAGUGGGACAUAGUUCAUUGUAUCGUAUAGAGGUGCCUCAUUACCUGCAGGCUCUGGUCCCUGAGGCCUUGAGCUCCGGCUUGAACCACUGGCUCGCACCAACAUGGCCACGCAGAGCACGUAUCACCAUUGGUUUAUUAGAGUUUGUGGAAGAAGUUUUCCAUGGUUCGUAUGGAAGUUUUCUAAUAUGUGAUGCUAGCCCUCAUCAUGUUGGUUAUAAUGCCAGAUACGAUUGCAAAAUGGCCAACCUCCGCAGUGUGGCUUCUCAGGCAGUGGUGCGAGGGCGGCGCCGGGCUGGGUCUGUCAGUGCUGUUGCUGAGCUGCAGCUGCUGCGAGACAACAGCGGACAACACAGGGAAGUGGGAGGAGGACUGCGGACAUCCCCUGCUCUGCCCCCGGUGUGUUUUAACAGUGGUAAAAUGCUCAAUCAGCAAUCUCCUGAUAUGAAGAACUGCAUGAUCAUGACUCAGUAA